Molecule: messenger RNA, 1396 nt
Organism: Benincasa hispida (wax gourd)
Lineage: Eukaryota; Viridiplantae; Streptophyta; Magnoliopsida; Cucurbitales; Cucurbitaceae
Product: Ubiquitin carboxyl-terminal hydrolase family protein
Molecular function (GO): RNA binding
Source: RefSeq, a predicted model, not a curated record
AGAUUUUGAAAUAAUGUGCGUGAUUUAAAAGAUAAUUUGUGAAGAAAAAUCGAAAUACUAAGUUUGAGGCAUUCCAGUGUUGCAGCUGCUUUGUGAAAUAAAAAUUGUAAUGGCUUGGCGCCUUGUCGUCACCAACCUCAAAUCCAUUCAAACCCUAACCCUAAAAAACAUCCUUCGCCAUUCAUCUCCUUCCUUCUUCAACCAGAAUUUCCCAUUCUCCACCUCCUUCCUCAUCACCAAACUCCCCAAGAAGUUCAGGAAGAAACGCAAGAAGCACGAAACCCCUAGAACCAAACUCAUCCAAUCAGAAUCCAAUCGCAUUUCUCACUUCGAGCGCAUCCUCCAAACCGAUUCCUUCUUCAGAUUUCUUUUUAAGUCGAAGGAUUUCCUCUCCAAGCAGCCGGAGCACGUUCUUCGCCUCGACGAUGCCGGCAAACUCUAUCGCGAGCUCGGCUUCCCGAGAGGUCGCAAAGUCGCUCGAUCUAUUGAACGCCAUCCGCUACUUUUCGAACCCUAUCGUCAUGCCGACGGGAAAAUGUGGUUCGGAUUUACGGAGUUCAUGGAAGAGUUGAUCGAGGAAGAGAAGAGGAUUAUGGACUCCAUGGAGCUGGAUAGGGUUACAAUUGUGAGGAAGUUGCUGAUGAUGUCGGCGAAUAAGCGAAUUCGAUUGAGCAAAAUCUACCAUUGCAGGUCGGUGUUUGGAAUUCCGGAGGAUUUUAGAGAUCGAGUAGGGAAAUAUCCACAUUACUUCCGAGUUGUGGUUGAAGAUGAUGGGAAGAGGGUGUUGGAAUUGGUGAAUUGGGACCCUCAAUUGGCCGUUAGUCAGCUCGAGAGAGAGUUUGUAGUGAACGAGGAUAAGGUGAAAAGGACAUUCAAGUUUCCUGUGAAACAUGGGAAGGAUUUGGAUUUGGAUGAGGAUGAUACGAGGAAGCUGAAUUUGUUGAAUACACUUCCAUUGGUUUCGCCAUAUUCAGAUGGAUCGAAGCUGGAACUUUGGACAUUGGAUGCAGAGAAGUACAGGGUUGGCGUGGUGCAUGAGUUCUUGAGUUUGACAUUGGAGAAGAAGGCUUCAAUUCAUCAUAUUGUGGAGUUUAAGGAGGAGUUUAGCUUGACUAAGCAUACUUAUCAGAUGCUUUUGAAGCAACCCAGAACCUUUUAUCUGGCUGGGACUGAAAUGAAUUGGGUUGUUUUCUUAAAGGACGCAUACAAUGAAAAUGGUGACUUGAUUCAGAAAGACCCUCAAGUAGUUUUCAACGAGAAGCUGCGUAGAUAUGCUCAAAUGCAGAAAAUGGAAUGAUAUCCCAUCAAAGGUGUAAUGAUAUCGAAUAUCGAUUCAGGAAUGAACUGUUUCUGUUUAUCCAAUGAGUUAAAUAUAUAUAUCUCCUUCAGCAAAUAC